Ylistrum balloti is the source of this 3618-nucleotide messenger RNA. RefSeq names its product DNA helicase B-like. Lineage: Eukaryota; Metazoa; Mollusca; Bivalvia; Pectinida; Pectinidae. The record is from RefSeq and is a predicted model, not a curated record. Gene Ontology annotation, molecular function: ATP binding. The coding region runs from base 1 to 3609 and encodes 1202 amino acids. The transcript is spliced from 12 exons.
AUGGCUACUACUGGUGGAGGUUAUCUCCCUUACUUUGGAUCAAGAUAUUAUGAUAAGUUGGGAAUCUUCACCAGAAAUAAAGAUGAUAACAGCACAGAAGACUUUGAUCCGGAUGAAGAUGCUUGUGAUGAGAGGAUUCAGGAUUUAAGCAGUUCAGAAAUAAAAAAGAUAAAAAAGGGGACAACGUUGAUGGAACCAAGCACCCCAAGAGUUGUAACAGGAACACUUUACAAUCCAAUUGCUAGAAAGAGAUGGAACAUCAAGGCUCGACUUCAUCUUACCAACCCUUGGUGGAUAGUGCACAUAUUGAGGACUGAUACCUACAAAGGUUUUGUAGUACCAACAGGUCAGAAUGCUGUUUCCUACCGCCUCAUCACAGAUCCUUACCAGGUCAGACAACACAAACUUGUGGAGAUACUGUUAACUGACUGCCAGCAAGAUAACACCGCUGCCUUGGACAAGUUUCAACAGUUUUUACAACUGAACCAUGAGGAACUGCAGCUGGACGUGUCUCACCUGUUGGACCUGUUGCAGAAGUUUGAGGAUUAUCUACCAGAUGAUGAUAAGGGGAUUGUUUCCCAGAUAACAAAGAGGCUCAAAGGAUUUGAUGGGAAGAUGAUAAAAAGAGCACGGGAGUUUCCAGAGCUGUUCCGUUACCUUCCACAACUGGUACCAUACCACUUCCUGUCCAUUAUAAACACAGAACAGGCUGAAAUCCUUGAAAGACUUGACUAUGCCUUGAAAGAAGAACCUUGGGUGUUUGCAUUCAAAAGGCUCCUGGUGAAAGAGUACCAUGUGAUGGGGAUAGAGGUGAGUCAGGAGGUGCUACGAAAGUGUGGUAUCUUAUCAAAAAUACCGAAACUCUACCAGGAAGCCAUUGAACUGUACACUUAUGUUAAGAAUGAAACAAAUGCACAUGGCCAUACCUGUCUACACCUUAACUCUGAUCAUCAUAAUAAGAAGCUAGACACGCUGAACAAGGACAGCAACCAGGGAGCUGUCCUGAAAUAUCUAUAUGACAAGGAGAUACUAGUUAGGGAGAGGAUAGGAGGAAAGGUAUGGACUUUUCCAUAUGACCUGUGGAAAAGUGAGGUCAACAUUGCAAAAGGCUUGAACCAGCUGUUUGAACAACACAUUGACAGCCCAAAGAUACUGGACAUAGACGUCCAAAACAAUCCCAGUUUUGUGAACAUAUGUACCGACAAGGAUCAGAUGAAGGCUGCAGAAUUCAUUAAGAACUAUCCUGUUGUUGUCAUAUCUGGGAAGGGAGGCUGUGGCAAAACAACGGUGGUCACUAAAGUGAUGUCAGAAACGUGCAAAGAAAUUGAUGAUAAUCCGAUUGUCAUGUAUACUGCCCCAACAGGAAAGGCUGCAAAGCUGCUUGGACGGAAAGCAGGCACAGAUGGCUUUACAUUACAUCAGAUAAUUUAUAGUUUCCGUUUCCACAUGAAAAUGAAGCCAGACUUACCCUGGAAGUUUUCAAGUACAAAGGUCCUUGUUGUAGAUGAGUGUAGUAUGGUCGCAGUCCACAUCUUUGCGACAUUACUGGACAUCCUCCUGAGGAACUCCAAUCUUCAGCGAAUCAUUCUCCUUGGAGAUGUACGACAACUGCCAUCUGUCCAACCAGGAAAUUUUCUGGAGGAUAUUUUUAACACUUUCAAUUGGAACCCUGGUUGUAGCAUUGAACUUAAAACCAACCACCGAUCCGAAUCAGAAUUAAUAGUCAAUAAUGCUACAAAAAUUUCUUGUAAACAGAUGCCAAAAUUUGAUGAAAAGUGUAAUUACAGAUUUUAUUCUGUUUUGCCUAAUAAGCAAAUCACAGAUCAGAAGGAAUAUGAAAACGAACAUUUCAAGAAAGUUUUAGAAAACAUGCUUAGAAACCAGGAAAACAUGCGAGACCAUACCACUUCCCACAUCAUUGCUUACAGGAGAAACAUGUGUAAAGUCAUCAAUGAAUUGGCAAUGGAAUUCUACAAUCCAGAUCGUGUAGAGGGAAAGCCCAGGGAGAUCAACAAAUUCAAAAUAGGAGAUAAAGUGGGACUUUAUAAGAAUGGAUGGGUGAGCUUAUUUAAAUGGGAGGGUGGAACAAGAGGUUUUGUCUCUCCAGUGUAUGUGGAAGACACAGAUGACCAGGUAAUGCAGCCCACCCAGUUGCCCACAGUUACAGAGACACCCUGCAAGAAGCUAGGAAUAGUCCAGAAGUUAACAUUAGAGGAGGAGUUGUCUGUUUGUUACAGCCAAGAAAUUGCCGGAAAGAUGUUACAGGACCAGGACCAACAAGGAGGGGAAUCAGUAUCACAGCAAGGUGAAAAAGAAAAGACUCAGAAGAAGAUCAGGCUUUGUAAUGGAGAGAUAUACUUCAUCAAAGAUGAUUAUGAACAAGAAGAAGAAGUUAAAUCUGGUGUAUUUCGUCGCCGACGUUACCUGAAGCUGUCUGAUGAAGAUGGUGAAUCACCAACAGAAUUUUAUGCCUUGUACUCACAGCUAAUGAGGGAAUGUAAAAUGACACAGGCAUGGGCAAAGACAAUACACACAUUCCAGGGCUCUGAGUGUAAUACAAUCACCUUUGUGGUUGGGAACUGUAAAAAUCAGAACUGGUCACAUGUGUAUACAGCUGUAACAAGAGGGCGCAGUUCAGUCAACAUUGUCGGUCAGGAGGAAUGUCUUCAAAUGUCAGUGAAAAAAGGAAAAAUGCCUAGGGAGACAGGACUCUCUCAUCAGCUGAAGAAAAUUAUACCAUCUACUCUCAGAGAAGAACUGUUCAAAAUUGCUCGAAAUGGUGGAUCACCAGCAAAGAAAGUGGAGAUAUCUAGGAACGAUUCAUUUUCUGAUUUGAAGGAAAUAGAAAACAGUGAGAUUUACAACACAUCAUCUGUGGAAAGCCCUUGUUUCAGUGGAUAUACCACACCCACAAAGACUGACUGCAGGUCAAAGGUCAGUGGAUAUCUCAGCAGCCAAAAUGGUGACUCUGAAAAGUCAAGGUCAAGACAUCAUCAAGGUUCUUCCAGGUCAUCAGAUCAUUGCAUGUUCAAAGGUCAAGGAUCUGAAAGAUACACACGUUUAGUCACACCACAUAGCACAUUGGUAGAGUCACCAGCAAAGUCUAGACUGUUUAAAGAGAACACUGCGACACCUCCAUCAGAAUGUAAAUGUCACAACAACACAGCUUGUAUUUGUGGGGUUACACCUUUGUCGUUGGAGUCUGGAGAGCACCUUGUUGACAAUUCCCCAGGUAGUGCAAGAGGAGAGAGUGAAGUGUGUCUGAACGAUAGUCAGUGGUCAGAUGUUAGCAAUAAUGAAAUAUUGUUUCAAUGUGAGGAACAGGUGCUACAACAGACUGAUUCAGAUGAGACAGUAAAUAUGGCAGGUGAUCAUUUUGAGCAGUCAGAUGAUGAUGAUUUCAUCAAUAUUAAUACAGAGUCUGAAUAUAUGGCCGUAUCCUCAACAUCCUUGUUGUCUGUACCUCAGACAACAGGACUAAACCUGCUACACCCAUCCCCAAAACGGCUACCUGAAGAUAACUUGGAUGGUGCCACGCCUGCUAAACAGAUACGCCAAGCUGCCUUGCAUACAGGCAUGACACCAGCAUUUAAGAAACUAAAUUUCUAAUUUAGGUUA